This is a messenger RNA of Caenorhabditis remanei, 1014 nucleotides long. RefSeq lists its product as uncharacterized. Lineage: Eukaryota; Metazoa; Nematoda; Chromadorea; Rhabditida; Rhabditidae. Gene Ontology annotation, molecular function: cysteine-type endopeptidase activity. The transcript is spliced from 4 exons. Bases 1 to 1014 code for a protein of 337 amino acids. Gene Ontology annotation, cellular component: lysosome. The record is from RefSeq and is a predicted model, not a curated record.
AUGAACCGAUUCAUUCUCGUGGCAUUGCUAGCGGUAGUCGUCGCCGUCAACUCGGCGAAACUCUCGAAACAAAUCGAGGCGGCUAUCGAGAAGUGGGACGACUACAAGGAGGAUUACGAGAAGGACUACACUGGAGACGAUGAGCAAGUCUAUAUGGAAGCCUUCGUCAAGAACGUCAUCCACAUCGACAAUCACAAUCGUGACCACAGACUUGGCAGAAAAACUUUCGAGAUGGGAUUGAACCAUAUCGCUGACUUGCCAUUCUCCCAAUACCGCAAGCUCAACGGAUACAGAAGACUCUACGGAGACUCCAGAAUCAAGAACUCUUCCAGCUUCUUGGCUCCAUUCAAUGUUCAGGUCCCAGAUGAGGUCGACUGGCGUGACACCCAUCUCGUCACCGAUGUCAAGAACCAAGGAAUGUGUGGAUCGUGCUGGGCGUUCUCCGCCACCGGAGCACUCGAAGGACAACACGCUCGCAAGCUUGGAAAGCUCGUCUCGCUCUCCGAACAGAAUCUCGUCGACUGCUCCACCAAGUACGGAAACCACGGAUGCAACGGAGGACUUAUGGACCAGGCCUUUGAGUACAUUCGUGACAACCACGGUGUUGAUACCGAGGACUCGUACCCAUACAAGGGACGUGACAUGAAGUGCCACUUCAACAAGAAGGACGUUGGAGCUGAUGACAAGGGAUACACUGAUCUUCCAGAAGGAGAUGAGGAGCAACUCAAAAUCGCUGUGGCCACCCAGGGACCAAUUUCUAUUGCUAUUGAUGCAGGACACCGUAGCUUCCAAUUGUACAAGAAGGGAGUCUACUAUGACGAGGAAUGCUCGUCCGAGGAGCUCGACCACGGAGUCCUUCUCGUCGGAUACGGUACCGACCCAGAGCACGGAGACUACUGGCUCGUCAAGAACUCGUGGGGAACCGGAUGGGGAGAGAAGGGAUACAUCCGCAUCGCCCGUAACCGCAACAACCACUGUGGAGUCGCCACCAAGGCUAGCUAUCCACUUGUUUAA